AUGAUGUCCUCAGCAGUUAUGUCACCUGAUAUUAUGCCAGCAGCUAUGAUGCAACCACCUAUGAUGCCUCCAGCAAUGAUGCGUCCAGGAAUGAUGCCUCCAGCAAUGAUGCCUCCAGGAAUGAUGAUGAUGACAACUGCGCGACCUAUGAUGCCACCUGCUAUGAUGAUGAUGCCGCCACCUAUGAUGAUGAUGCCACCAAGACCGCCUCCUCCUAUGAUGCCACCACCUAUGAUGAUGAUGCCACCAAGACCACCUCCACCUAUGAUGCCUCCGCCCAUGCCUCCAAGACCACCACCACCGCCUCCUCCUCCUCCUCCUAUGAUGCCACCUCCUAUGAUGCCACCCCCUAUGAUGCCACCUAGGCCACCUAGGCCACCAAGGCCACCCAGGCCGAGUCCGCCGGGUAGACGCACGAAUUCUAUGGAUUAUCAGCCUGAAGACGACCCAAAUCCUCCAGGAUGGCCCGAUGAAAUGGAAGAUUCUUGGGAAAUAUAUGAUGCUUUUAAAGAAGAAUCCGAGGACAGUAGAAACCGUCGCCAUUUUAAGAACUUCGAUUAUUAUAAUUAUGAUCAUCCCCACCCUAUCAGAUUCGAUGAUCGCGAUUAUGAUCAAAAUCAAGAAUAUGAAAGUGAUCACAAUCAUAAACGAUUAAGAGACUAUGACUACCUUAAGUAA
This is a messenger RNA of Stegodyphus dumicola, 678 nucleotides long. RefSeq names its product formin-like protein 5. The record is from RefSeq and is a predicted model, not a curated record. NCBI's taxonomy places the organism in Eukaryota, Metazoa, Arthropoda, Arachnida, Araneae, Eresidae.